Penicillium olsonii is the source of this 516-nucleotide messenger RNA. The record is from the annotation of a GenBank genome assembly. Lineage: Eukaryota; Fungi; Ascomycota; Eurotiomycetes; Eurotiales; Aspergillaceae.
AUGCCAGUCCCCUCAUUCCAGGCAACGAGUUUCAAAGCCGACCUGGCAGAUCGCCACUUAAUCUAUGACUAUGCCGUGACCGACGCGGCAGGCAAAGCCGACAAAUGGCGGUAUGAGAUGUGGUUCGAGAACGAAGACCGGAUCAACUACGCCAUCCACGGCGGACCGAUGGCCGGACGGGUGAAUUUCCAAGAAGCGCACUACCAGUGCAUCAGACCCGGGGAGCUGUGGCAAUGCAAUUGGCUUGAAGAGACAGGCACAAUCUGUUCCCUGGUGUACGAUAUCCCACGCAAGAAGAUCACUACCAUGCUGGGAUUCUCCAAAGGCCACUGGGAGCAUGCGCGAGAGGCGCACGGGGAUAAGCGCGUCCAGGCUGAUAUGGAGAGGUGGAGGGGUCUGGCGAAGAUUGGCAUCCAGACGGAUAGGAUGCUGUUGAGUGAGCAGGCGGAUAUUUUGGAGGAUUUCAGGGGUAAGGGCGAGUUGGUGCCGUGUGAUAUGAGUUCGCCGACGUUGUGA